This is a messenger RNA of Medicago truncatula (barrel medic), 1993 nucleotides long. Its product is annotated as FBD-associated F-box protein At4g10400. Lineage: Eukaryota; Viridiplantae; Streptophyta; Magnoliopsida; Fabales; Fabaceae. Gene Ontology annotation, molecular function: protein binding. Bases 27 to 1160 code for a protein of 377 amino acids. The record is from RefSeq and is a predicted model, not a curated record. The transcript has 4 exons.
UUGUGCCGUCUUCUUUCUCCCCGUCAAUGGAGAAUUCAACGCCCAUUGAUAUGAUCUGCAACUUACCUGAUGAGUUACUUUGUCACAUUCUCUCUUUUCUUCCAACCAAGCUUGCUUUCUGCACCACCCUUCUCUCCAAAAGGUGGGCCCCACUCUGCUACUCACUCACAGCUCUUCGCUUCAACGGUGAUACAGUGAAAGAUGCUGACAGCUUCAAUCGCUUCUGUCGUUUUGUAGAUAAGCUCAUGCUCUCUCCUUCUGCGACCAACCAACCCAUCAAAACGUUUCACUUCAUCCUCUCUCGAGGUUAUGAAGUUGAUCGUCAAAGCUUCGAUGCAUGGGUAGAAGCUGCCAAACAUCGCCAGGUCGAGAAGUUUCAUCUCACCCUCAAUGACGUAACAUUGAGUACCACAAUUUUUAUCUCCAAAACCCUAGUUGAUCUCAAACUUGAGAGAUUAAAAGUUGAAACUGAUAAUUUGUGUGUUGAUCUUCCAUCUCUCAAAACUCUACAUUUGGGUCAUGUUAGUUUUCACAAUCGGAAUGAUUUCAUGAAACUUCUUAAUGCUUGUCCAAUUCUACUAGAUUUGGUAACUUCUUUAUCUACAUAUACAAGACAUGAUACACAUAAUGAAGGGGAUGAGGUUAAAUCAUUUUUCUUGUCCAAAUUGGUUAGAGCCCACAUUUAUUCAACAGAUAUUCCAUUUAAUUUAAUUUCCAAUGUCGAGUAUCUAUGCAUAGUGGAUAGUCCUUUCAAAGGCAUUCCUGUGUUUCAAAACUUAAUUCAUAUUGGACUAUGGUUUAAUCACUUCUUUCAUGGCUGGGAUGGUGUGGUAGAUUUGCUCAAGAAUUGUCCCAAGCUUCAAAUUCUUUUUAUUAGUAAGUGUUGCUCCAGCUUAUCGAAUGAAUGGAAAUGCCUGAUUUCAGUUCCUGAAUGUCUUUCAUCUUGCCUCAGAUCAUGUAGUAUUUUCAAUUUUGAUGGCUCAGCAAAUUAUCUUGCUUUCGCAGCAUGUAUUUUGCGGAAUGCAAGGCUUUUAAAGGUCAUGACAAUCGAUGGUACUGUUCAAUCUUCAAAUGAAAUGCAAAAGCUUCAAAUUAUAGAAGAAUUAUCCUCCUGUCCAAGGAUGUCUCCUGAAUGCAAACUUUCAUUUGCAUUGAUGUAGUUUCUAGAUAUAAGUGUUUUCAUUAGUUUAUGUUUAACAUGAUUUUGGGAAAUUUUCUGAUGAACAUUUAAUUUUAUGAAUUUUUGUUUCAGUCUCUCUCUCCCUAUUUGCUUGUUUCGAUUCACUAUUUCAAAUGUUGUUUCUCGUGCGGUUUUGAGAUUUGCUAUUAAGCGUCCAUUUUGGAUCACCUCCUUUCAUUCUGUUAUAAUUGUAUCUUGAAGAUUUCAAUGUGAUUCCUUCUUUUGGUGUUUCUAGUUUGGUUGUGGUUUUGCUUAACUUUCUGUUGUUUUUGAACGUUAUUGCUACUCCCAUACUGACCGCCUUUCCGUGAAUUGUUUUCUUGAUGAUACUGAUGAUCAUCAUCAACAGAAUAAAAUACUUGGUCACGGGGUAUAGACAUGGCUCUUGUUUUUGCCAAAAUUUUAAACCAAAAUCUAAGUACUCAUCAUGGUGACAAGAAAUUAGAAAUUGAGAUUGAGGCUCACAAUAAUGAGAUGUCUUCUUCCAACACCAAAAAGCAUUGUAACAGAGAAUGAUGUUGUGGUUUAUCCGUUUCCUGCCUUGUGUGCAGAUGCAACUGAGGUUUUGAUCGAGUAUCGUUUCACUUCAAUCGCAAGAAUAACAAGCGGUAUGGAGAAAUGGCUAACAAAUACAAUGUGGAACCAAUAUUAUCAGAUAAGCUUUAUAAUUUGGUGGAAACUGGACUCAGAAUAUGCCAGGCAGUAUUAAUUAAUUCUCUAAGAAAAAGAAUCAUAUAAGUGAUGUUGAUUCUGUUUGUCCCCUCUUAACAGGGUAGACAUUUUUUUCUAAGUAAUCUACUAUUCUAGUAUCAA